AUGUCCCCCUACCGACUGGUGUUUGGGAAGAUGUGCCAUCUACCAGUGGGGAUUGAGCAUCAAGCCUUCUGGGCUAUAAAGGAGAUGAACUUGAACACCGAGGCUUGCACUAGAGAGAGGAGAUUACAGCUGCAGGAGCUUGAAGAGCUUCACCUCGAUGCAUAUGAUUCGGCCAUGUGGUACAAGGAGAGAACAAAGAUGUGGCACGACAAGAAUCCCCGGAGGAAAGAGCUCAAGGUGGGGCAGAAAGUGUUACUCUUCCAGUCCAGACUCAAACUAAUGCCGGGAAAGCUAAGAUCAAAGUGGGCAUGCCCUUAUACCAUAGUUGCCAUACGCGCGAAUGGAGCAAUCGAACUCCAAGGAAGCGACCCUGAUUCGUCUCCCUUCUUGGUAAAUGGUCAUCGGGUAAAGCCCUACAGAGACGGGAAUGAGGUGUGCGUGGUGGAAGAAAUUUCACUACUCAUACCUGAAUCUUUCCACUGA
Salvia splendens (bonfire salvia) is the source of this 483-nucleotide messenger RNA. RefSeq lists its product as uncharacterized. The coding region runs from base 1 to 483 and encodes 160 amino acids. The record is from RefSeq and is a predicted model, not a curated record. The transcript has a single exon. NCBI's taxonomy places the organism in Eukaryota, Viridiplantae, Streptophyta, Magnoliopsida, Lamiales, Lamiaceae.